Molecule: messenger RNA, 1499 nt
Organism: Gamsiella multidivaricata
Lineage: Eukaryota; Fungi; Mortierellomycota; Mortierellomycetes; Mortierellales; Mortierellaceae
Exons: 8
Coding region: 27-1301 (424 amino acids)
Biological process (GO): mRNA processing; spliceosomal complex assembly; protein deubiquitination
Molecular function (GO): cysteine-type deubiquitinase activity; zinc ion binding
Source: RefSeq, a predicted model, not a curated record
AUCUUCAGUCCAACCAGCACCCAGACAUGAAUGAGAGUGAAGAGAACAGAGUCAACAUAACCAAAAACGAGCGCGAGGAGGAUUCCUUUUCGGAUGAGGACGAAGUCGUUCAUUCUGUUCGCUUCAAGCGGAAAAAGAUUAACGACGUUUCAGAGAAUGGUGCAACUGGCGGCUCUGCAGGAACAGUAGGGACAUCAGCUGGACGUGGAUCAGGACUAUACCUCGACACGAUUCAACGCUACAUGCUUGACUUUGAUUUCGAAAAAGUGUGCUCGGUAUCACUCUCGAACUUGAAUGUCUAUGCUUGUUUGGUCUGCGGAAAAUAUUUUCAAGGACGCGGUCCAUCAUCUCAUGCCUACUUUCACAGUCUUCAUGAAAAUCAUCACGUCUACAUCAACCUCAGUACGCUCAAGAUUUACGUUUUACCGGACUCUUAUGAGGUUACGGACUCUUCCCUGGAUGACAUCAAGUACGUUCUGGAUCCAAGAUUUACGCCAGCGCAGGUAGAAGCGCUUGACAAGAACUCUCGUCAGUCCUUCGAUUUGAACCGCAAGCCUUAUCUCCCAGGAUUCAUUGGACUGAAUAAUGUCAAGGCAAACGACUAUGUGAACGUGGUGAUUCAGGUCUUGGCUCACGUUCCCCCCGUUCGCAACUAUUUUAUGUUGCAAAACUUUGAUGACAAAUCGGAGCUUGUGAAGAGAUUCAGCACAUUGGUUCGCAAGAUAUGGAAUCCUGCAGCCUUUAAGGGCCAAGUUAGUCCACAUGAGCUGCUGCAGGAAAUUUCAAAUGCUAGUAACAGGAAGUUCAAGUUGACGGAGCAAAGCGAUCCAUUGGCGUUUCUAUCAUGGUUUUUGAACACGUUACACAGGGAGCUUGGAGGAUCGAAGAAGAAGAAUAGUAGCAUCAUAUAUUCCACCUUCCAGGGAGAAGUGUCGAUCGAGAGUCAGCCGAUUGAGACAAAGGCCCCAAAGGGCGCAGAACUGGCAUUUGAUGUCAACAACGCAAUUACAAGGGUCACGUCGCCGUUUUUAUUCUUGGCUUUGGAAUUGCCGCCUCCACCACUCUUCCAUGACGAGCUUGAAAAAAAUAUUAUCCCGCAGAUCCCUCUGACAACCAUUCUCUCCAAAUACGAUGGCAGGACAAUUCAGGAAAGCGUCGCAGACCUGAAACGUUUCCAAAUUACCCGACUACCCAACUACAUUAUCCUUCAUAUCAAGCGAUUUUCGAAAAACAACUUUAUUGAGGAGAAGAACCCAACUAUUGUUACAUUUCCUAUCAAAAACUUGAGCAUGGCCGAGUAGAAGGAGAAGGUGCUCGGAUUACAUUAUGACCUGCUUGCAAACAUCACACACGAGGGAGAUCCGGCCAUACCGAAUUCUACAAGCUAUAAAGUCCAUACUCAGCACCGUGCCAAAGAGCAGUGGUAUCAAAUCCAGGACUUAUUCGUUGAGGAGAUCAAUGCGCAAAUGAUCUUCCUAUCAGAGUCCUAUAUCCAGGUA